CUGUGUAUGUACGUAAGUGUGUGUAUGUGUGUAAGUGAGCGUAUGUGUGCAGCGCUGUAUGGAGAGCAAAUCGAGAUACAGUAGUAACCCAGAGUGAGGUGGCAAUCUUAUUCCACAUCGACACUGACUUGCCCCGCAUCCAUCCUAUCUGUCUCUUUAUUGCAGAACGCACUUGAGGAGCGAAAGAGGAAAAGAGUCAAGAUGGCAUCUGGAAGUGGCCGUGGACAAUCCGGGAUCUAGUCUCUUCGGGGUUUUUUUUUUGGUAGCACAGAGCGCAAGUGACUGGCCGUGCAAGGCGCUAAUAACUAAGUCGCUCGUGGCCCCCUGUUGGGACUUCAUUGGUGUGGAAUAGCAACAAAGAACGGGAGCGCGCAUUCAUGGGACGCGACUUUGACAGCUCCUUAUUUCUUGUCUUGUAACUUUAUUACCUGGCAGCGGGGGCUAGAUUGGGACUGGAGUGGGAGAUCAUGGCUGAGGCUCUGCUCCCCGACACACUCCCGGACUUGGACGUGAUCAUCGACCCGGACUUCGAGCCCCAGAAGCGGCCCAGAUCUUGCACCUGGCCGCUACCACGACCAGACUCGAACGCGGUGAAACCAGAGAGUAAUGACACAGAUAUUAUACCUGAGGAAGAGGAUGACGAUGAUGAUAAUGCCACCACUACGUCCAUCGGUGUCAAUGACUCUGGCUUGGCUACAGAGGACCAGAGCAGCAACAGCCCCGUGGCCGAUGGAGCUCUCUCCUCCCCCGGCCACGAGAGCGGAGGCUCCCCGCUCUCCUCUCACUCCCCGACGGCCACCUCUGGCGCACUAACCGCCAGCAGCUUGGCUGCCCAGCAGACCCCGAGGAAAGCAUCAUCUCGCCGUAACGCCUGGGGGAACCUCUCCUACGCCGACCUGAUAACCAAAGCCAUUGAGAGCGCGCCGGACAAGAGACUGACUCUGUCUCAAAUUUAUGACUGGAUGGUGAGAUCCAUCCCCUACUUCAAAGACAAAGGCGACAGCAACAGCUCUGCAGGAUGGAAGAAUUCCAUCCGGCACAAUCUUUCGCUCCACAGCCGCUUCAUCCGCGUCCAGAACGAGGGAACAGGGAAGAGUUCCUGGUGGAUGAUCAACCCAGAAGGAGGGAAGGGUGGCAAGGCUCCUCGCCGCCGUGCAGUGUCCAUGGACAACAGCAACAAGUACACUAAGUCCGCCCGUGGCCGUGCUGCCAAGAAGAAGGCAGCUUUGCAGGCCGCAGCUGCUGCAGCUGGCGAAGGCGGUGGAGACAGUCCUUCAGGUCUCUCCAAGUGGCCUGGAAGCCCAACGUCACGCAGCAGCGAGGAGCUUGACGCCUGGACAGACUUUCGCUCCCGCACUAAUUCCAACGCCAGCACACUGAGCGGUCGCCUGUCACCCAUCCUGGCCAACCCUGAGCUAGACGAGGUGCCCGAUGACGAGCCUCCUCUCUCGCCAAUGCUCUACUCCAGCCCUGGCAGAGCGUUGUCUCCCAGCAACACCACGACCAUAGGGAAGGCCUUGCCAGCUGAGCUGCCCCGCCUGGCAGACCUGGCAGGUACAAUGAACCUGAAUGACGGACUCACAGAUGACCUGAUGGACGAGUUGCUGGAUAACAUUAACCUGGUGCCAACCGUCCCAGGGCCGGCCGCUCCAAAUGUUUCCUCAGGGUUCAAUUUUGUGUCCAAACCCAAUGGGCUAGGUUCACCUUCCUCAACUUCCUCUCCCUCCACAAACUCUCCUUCUAACGGUGGAGUUAAUGGUUACAGUAACUCCAUCUUUGGCCCUCACACGGCGGUUUCCUCACUCCGUCCGUCCCCCAUGCAGACCAUCCAGGAGAACAAACAGACCUCCUUCUCCAGCAUUAGCCUGUCUCGCUUUGGCAGUCAGACACUACAAGACCUGCUUAACUCCGACAGCCACAACCACAGCGAUGUCAUGAUGACGCAGUCUGACCCACUGAUGUCACAGGCUAGCGCCGUGGCCGUCAUUUCCCAGAACUCCCGCCGUGGCCUCAUGCUCCGUAAUGAUCCCGUAAUGACCUUUGGGACCACUGGAGGACUUCAGGGCAGCCAAGGGGAGAUACUUCAAAGUAACAACCACAACCAGAGCUCACUGAGGUCUUUAAACGGAGGCCUGAACCUAGCCAACGAGGCUAACGCUCUGGCUAAUGUCAAGCAGCAGCUCCUGCUCUCCCCUUUGGGAGGAAAUGGUUCCUCUUCCAUGCAGAUCGACACCUCGAUCUUCUUAAAUGGAACAGUUAGCAGUAGUGGAGGGCUCUGCCAGGACCGCUUCCCCGCAGAUCUGGACCUGGACAUGUUCAACAGCAGCCUGGAGUGUGAUAUGGACUCCAUCAUCAAGAACGAGCUGAUGGACGCAGAUGGCCUGGACUUUAAUUUUGACACUCUGGCCAACAUGAACGGAGUCGGCAGAGCUCCUCAGAGCUGGGUACCCGGCUGAGAGGGUCAGGCCGGGGAGGAGCAGAGCAGGUCUGAACUGUGUAGUGCAAGAGAAGAUCAGACACACAACAUCCUUUUUGCCAAACCUGCCAUCAGCACAACGUAAAAUACGAACCCUGUGUUUACAGAAGAAGACUUCCUCUCGAGAGCUUUACCUUCGAUCCCACACUGGUGAACCAUGAACGAUCCGACAGACUCUAGAGAUACUGCACAUCAGCCCUCAAAGCCUCCUGUGAAACAACAACAACAACAACAACAACAACAACAACAACAACAA
Molecule: messenger RNA, 2732 nt
Organism: Cottoperca gobio
Lineage: Eukaryota; Metazoa; Chordata; Actinopteri; Perciformes; Bovichtidae
Gene: foxo3b
Product: forkhead box O3b
Exons: 4
Coding region: 468-2456 (662 amino acids)
Biological process (GO): regulation of transcription by RNA polymerase II
Cellular component (GO): mitochondrial matrix; nucleus
Molecular function (GO): DNA-binding transcription factor activity, RNA polymerase II-specific; RNA polymerase II cis-regulatory region sequence-specific DNA binding
Source: RefSeq, a predicted model, not a curated record